CAAUUUUUCAGUUCUCAGUAAUGGCGCUCAUCAAGCUUACUCUCGCUGUACUUCUUCUGGCUCUCGGAGCCGAAGCCCGCAAAAUCACUAUCUACAACAAGUGCCCAUUCACCAUCUGGCCAGGAAUUCUCGGCCCCGGAAAUCCAUCUGGAGGUGGUUUCAAGCUCAAUGCUGGACAAUCUAGAGAUAUCAAUGUCGAUGAUGCAUGGACUGCCGGAAGAGUUUGGGCAAGAACUGGAUGUGAUGGAAACUUCAACUGUGAGACCGGAUUCUGCAGAAACUCGGAGCAAUGUAACGGAGCUGGAGGAGUUCCACCAGCAUCCCUUGCUGAAUUCACAUUGAAGGCUUGGGGAGGACAAGAUUUCUAUGAUGUAUCCCUUGUCGACGGAUACAAUCUUCCAGUUCUGAUUGACCCACAUGGUGGAUCUGGAUGCAAGCGUGCAGGUGGAUGUGUCAAGGAUAUCAAUGCUGAGUGCCCAGCUGCUCUUUCCGUUAAGGGACACAACGGGAAGACUGUCGCCUGCAAAUCUGGAUGCCUCGGAUACAACACAGAUCAAGAAUGCUGCCGUGGAGCCUACGGAACUCCAGACAAGUGCCAUCGCUCUGCAACUGCUCAGAUGUUCAAGGAUGCCUGUCCAACUGCUUACUCUUAUGCCUACGACGAUGGAUCUUCCACCUUCACCUGCCAGCCAAGUGCUUCCUACACUGUUCAAUUCUGUUAAAUCAACAUUUAUUGGUUUUGAAUAUCUAAAUAAAAAUGUAUAU
This is a messenger RNA of Caenorhabditis elegans, 765 nucleotides long. RefSeq names its product Pathogenesis-related protein 5-like (gene thn-1). The transcript has 2 exons. The record is from RefSeq and is marked reviewed. Lineage: Eukaryota; Metazoa; Nematoda; Chromadorea; Rhabditida; Rhabditidae. Bases 21 to 722 code for a protein of 233 amino acids.